CACUGCGUGGGGGUGCGUUUUGACUUUCUUGAGGUGGGUGCUCGUGAGGUGUUCGCCGCUAUGCCUCCGAGGAGGGCCGUAGAGAAGCCGUGAGCCAGGCGAGAUUCUUGAAUUGUGCCUUCUCCUUCUGUCUUCUUCCCCUCACCGAUUUCCCGUCGCGACAUUCUUGGCAUCGGAUUGCUUCCCGCUCACUUCACUUCGCUCCGCAAGCAAACGCAUAGCGGCCGACGCCGUCGCAUCGCACACCGACACGCACCGCUGCUGCUGCUGUCCUUAUGCGCUUCCCUUCCUCCCCAAGCUGCCGUCUCUCGCCACCUCGGUACUAGUUAGGUAAGGUACAGUACCCACCUCACCUUCAGGCCCUGCUCCUUUACGCGUUUUCCCUUUGUUCUUUGCUACCCUGUCUUGUCUUCUUGACUGCCAGCAACGCACAGUAGUCCCCAUCCACCGGCCACCGCCGUCGCUGAGCCGUCUGGUCUUUGAGAUGAUAUGAUGCGCCGUUGCGGGUGGCUUCCGUCUCUCUGCCGCCCCCGCCGGGGUGGCCGCGCGGCCGCCCUGGCCCCGAACCCAGAUCCACCGCCUCCCGAGCCCAAGGGAGAGGAGGAGCACGGUGCUUCCGACAAAGCUGUCAUGGAGAACAUUCUACCAAACAGUGAUUUUUCUGAAGAUAUUCGUUCGUGGCAUCCGAACGGUUGCCAUGCCUUUGUGGCUGUGGAAGGAUCUGGUUACCAUAAUGGUAUAAGGCCACAUUCAGGGUCUAGUUAUGCUGUACUUACUCAUCGCACACAGAGUUGGCAAGGGCUUGAGCAGGACUUAACAGAAAAUAUUACUGUUGGUACCAAGUACGUUGUUGCUGCCUAUGUCAGAGUUCAUGGGGAACUUCAUGAGCCUGUUGGAGUCCAGGCCACGCUUAAACUCGAGGACGAUGGGUCUACCAACUACCGUUCUGUUGGAAGGGUAUUGGCCUCGCAAGAACGCUGGGAGAAGUUGGAAGGUUCAUUUGAGCUUACAAGUAUACCAAGUCGUUUGGUUUUUUAUCUUGAAGGCCCCCCUGCUGGUGUAGACUUGCUUAUAGAUUCAGUUACCAUCUCCUGCAAGAAAGCAGAGAGGACACCGUCUUCAUUGAUUGGUGGAACAACAAACAUAAUUUUGAACUGUGAUUUUUCAGAAGGCCUUCAUUCAUGGCAUCCCAUCUACUGCCACGCAUAUGUGGCAUCACAAUGGUCCGGUUUCCUUGAUGGUAUUAGAGGGAACUCAGGAGAGAAUUAUGCUGUUGUUACAAAGAGAACUGAGCACUGGCAAGGUCUCGAACAAGAUAUUACAGAUCGAGUAUCUACUGGUAUAGCUUAUGCAGUUUCGGCAUAUGUCAGAGUUGAUGGGAAUAUCCAUGGUAAAACUGAAGUCAAAGCAACCCUGAGGUUGCAAAAUCAAGAUGAAUCAACACACUACAGUUCUGUUGGAAGGGUGUUAGCCUCAAAAGAAAAGUGGGAGAAGUUGGAAGGUACUUUUUCUUUGACAAAUAUGCCAAAAUGUGUGGUUUUUUACCUGGAAGGACCUCCUGCGGGGGCGGAUCUUAUUAUUGAUUCAGUUACUAUUGCUAGGUUGGAACAUAAGCAGUCAAAGGAAGUAAAAUCACCAAGUGGAAUAGAGACUGUUAUUAAGAAUCCUCAGUUUGAAGAAGGGUUAAGUAAUUGGUCUGGAAGAGGAUGCAAUAUCUGUAGGCAUGAGUUCACUGCUUAUGGGAAUGUGAAGCCCUUAAGUGGCAGCUAUUUUGCUUCAGCAACGGGACGGAUCCACAAUUGGAAUGGCAUACAGCAAGAUAUCACAGGAAGAGUGCAGAGAAAAGUCUUUUAUGAGAUUAGUUCUCCUGUUCGGAUAUUUGGCAGUUCUAAUGAAACUGAAGUUCGUGCUACUUUGUGGGUACAAGAAUAUGGCCGUGAACGAUAUGUAUGUAUUUCAAAAAACCAGGCCUCUGAUAAGCGCUGGACACAUUUGAAAGGAAAAUUCCUCCUUCAUGCUCCCUUCUCCAAAGCUGUCCUUUUUAUAGAGGGGCCACCUGCAGGAAUUGACAUUCUUGUAGAUGGCCUUGUUCUGUCACCGGCAAGAAAAAUCCUUGCUGCACCACGCCCAAAAGUUGAGAAUGUUAUGUAUGGAGCUAAUAUUAUGCAGAACAGUACUUUCUCUCGCGGCCUUGCUGGGUGGAGUCCUAUGGGGUCAUGUCGACUGAGUAUCCAUACUGAAUCACCCCAUAUGCUGUCUUCCAUCCUGAAGGACCCUUUGAAUCGGAAACAUAUAAGUGGUAGCUAUGUCCUUGCUACAAACCGCACUGAUGUGUGGAUGGGGCCUUCUCAGGUGAUAACUGACAAGCUAAGGCUGCACACCACUUACAGAGUCUCUGCCUGGGUACGUGCUGGGUCUGGAGGACAUGGCCGUCACCAUGUAAAUGUUUGUCUUGGUGUAGAUGACCAAUGGGUUAAUGGUGGGCAAGUGGAAGCUGACGGGGAUCAAUGGUAUGAAAUCAAAGGAGCAUUCAAGCUUCAAAAGCAGCCAUCCAAAGUUAUCGCAUAUGUUCAGGGUCCUCCUUCAGGUGUUGAUAUCAGAGUCAUGGGCUUCCAAAUUUAUGCGGUUGAUAGGAAAGCACGUUUUGAGUACCUUAAGGAGAAAUCAGACAAGGUAAGGAAGCGUGAUAUCAUUGUGAAGUUCCAAGAAUCAAAUGCCGCGAAUCUUGUUGGUUCAGCUAUCAGGAUACAACAGACCGAGAAUAGUUUUGCAUUUGGAUCAUGCAUAGGGAGAAGUAACAUUGAGAAUGAGGAUCUUGCUGAUUUCUUUGUGAAGAACUUCAAUUGGGCUGUAUUUGAGAAUGAAUUGAAGUGGUACUGGACAGAGGCGGAACAAGGAAAGCUAAAUUAUAAAGAUUCCGAUGAGUUGCUUGAAUUUUGUCAGAAGCAUAACAUACGAGUUCGUGGUCACUGCUUAUUCUGGGAAGUGGAAGAUUCAGUCCAGCCAUGGAUUCGGUCAUUGCAUGGGCACCACUUGAUGGCUGCCAUACAAAGUCGAUUGCAAAGCCUGCUGUCAAGGUACAAAGGUCGGUUUAAGCAUCAUGAUGUUAACAAUGAGAUGCUUCAUGGGUCUUUCUAUCAAGAUAGACUUGGAAGGGACAUUAGAGCUCACAUGUUCAGGGAAGCACAUAAACUUGAUCCUUCAGCAGUACUCUUUGUGAACGACUACAAUGUCGAAGAUGGAUGUGACUCAAAAUCUACACCAGAGAAGUUCAUCGAGCAGAUUGUUGAUCUCCAAGAACGGGGUGCUCCGGUUGGUGGGAUUGGUGUGCAAGGUCAUAUCAGCCAUCCAGUGGGAGAUAUCAUAUGUGAUUCCCUAGACAAGCUAUCCAUAUUGGGUCUCCCUAUCUGGAUUACUGAGUUAGAUGUCACAGCAGAGAACGAACACAUCCGGGCUGAUGAUCUCGAGGUGUGCCUACGCGAAUGCUUCGCGCAUCCUGCUGUGGAGGGUGUUAUCCUCUGGGGAUUCUGGGAGAUGUUCAUGUUUCGGGAGCAUGCUCACCUGAUCGACGCUGAUGGAACAAUCAAUGAGGCUGGCAAAAGGUACCUUGCUCUGAAGCAAGAGUGGCUAAGCCACGCGAAUGGCGACAUCGAUCAUCGUGGGGAGUUUAAAUUCAGAGGCUACCAUGGGUCAUACACGAUCGAAAUAGCGACGCCUUCAGGAAAGGUAACUAGAUCAUUUGUUGUUGACAAGGAGAACCCGGUGCAGGUGGUUACUCUGAACAUUUAGCUUGUAUCAAAUGAAAUAUUUUCUACCUCCAGUUGUGCAUCCUGUUCUGAGAUUUAUCGGUCGAGUACUGAAUUUUUUCUGUUUUAUGUCAAAUCUUCACAGUUUACUUUCUAUAUUGUAGCAGCAUGGAUUUCUGUGUCGUAGAAAAUAAAUGCUAAAUUUUGUGGAUCA
Brachypodium distachyon (stiff brome) is the source of this 3960-nucleotide messenger RNA. RefSeq names its product endo-1,4-beta-xylanase C. Gene Ontology annotation, biological process: carbohydrate metabolic process. The transcript is spliced from 9 exons. Gene Ontology annotation, molecular function: hydrolase activity, hydrolyzing O-glycosyl compounds. Bases 490 to 3789 code for a protein of 1099 amino acids. The record is from RefSeq and is a predicted model, not a curated record. NCBI's taxonomy places the organism in Eukaryota, Viridiplantae, Streptophyta, Magnoliopsida, Poales, Poaceae.